This is a messenger RNA of Blepharisma stoltei, 3732 nucleotides long. Lineage: Eukaryota; Ciliophora; Heterotrichea; Heterotrichida; Blepharismidae. The record is from the annotation of a GenBank genome assembly.
AUGGAAGCUGUAAAAGUUGUUGUAAGGGUCCGACCCUUAAAUCAAACAGAAAAAGGUCGAGGAAAUUAUAGCAUAAUUCAAAUAGACCGUGAAUUUAACCAAUGUACAAUUACUAACCCAAAAACCCAAGUCCCAAAAACUUUUGCAUAUGACUCAGUUUAUGAUGAACAAUGUCCUCAGCAGCUGUUAUAUGAUGAAACCGCUUUUCCUUUGGUAGAAAGCGUAAUUCAAGGCUAUAACGGAACUAUAUUUGCGUAUGGGCAAACAGGCUGUGGGAAAACUUAUACGAUGGUUGGUGUUAAUGAUCCACCAGAACUUAGAGGGAUUAUUCCUAAUUCUUUUUCACAUGUUUUUAGUGCUAUUGCUGAAGCUCCUCAUGAAAAAUGUUUUUUAGUGAGAUGCAGAUUGGUUAAUUAUUAUCCAAAAGAUUUAGUAGCACGACGAAGUCGUGCUUUGUCUAUUUUUAUGCCUUGGAAAAUAAACCAGAUUGCGACCUUUGCGUCAGCCGAGACUAGGCUAGUACUUUAGACAAGUGCAGAGGAAGACUUAGGCUAGAUUCUGCUAUUUUAAUAAAACUCACCACAAAGUAAUCGGUGGGGCGGAUUUCAAGUAACCCCCUCAGCUUGGAAAAUAAUUAUAGGAUCACAAGCUCUGGCUAAAAUAAAUUACUUUGGGUAGGGAGAUGCAGCUACUGUGAAAUCUAUAAUGAAGAAAUCAGAGAUUUACUGCAUUUCGACCCAAAUAUGAAACUCGAAUUAAAAGAGAACAAAGACAAUGGAAUUUUUGUCAAAAACUUGUCAAUGCAUACCGUAAAAAGUGUUGAUGGGAUUGAGCAAGCAAUGGCUGAAGGUAACACACACAGAAUUACAAAGGAAACGCAGAUGAACGAAAGAUCAUCUAGAUCUCAUGCAAUUUUUACAAUUUAUAUUGAAAGCAGUGAAGAAAUUGAAGAAAGACAAAUCAUUAAGGCUGGAAAAUUAAAUCUCGUAGAUUUAGCUGGUUCAGAAAGGCAGAAAAAGACUGGGGUUGCAGGAGAUACAUUAAAAGAAGCAAUUGAAAUUAAUUUAUCGCUAAGUGCGUUAGGAAAUGUAAUUAGUGCAUUGGUAGAUGGAAGUGCUAAUUCUUUUUAAUAACAAAUUUAUAAAUUUUAUUAUUAUUCGUAUAUAUUUAAUAAAAAAUAAAAUAAAAAAUAAACAAGGGUGUAAGCACAUUCCAUAUAGAGACUCAAAACUUACAAGACUUUUACAAGAUUCAUUAGGAGGCAACACCAAAACGGUGAUGAUCGCAGUAUGCUCUCCUGCUGAUUAUAACUAUGAUGAAAGUUUAAGCACUUUAAGAUACGCAAGUAGAGCUAAAUUUAUCCAAAAUAAGCCAAAAGUCAAUGAAGACCCAAAAGAUGCCCUGCUUCGACAAUAUGCUGAAGAAAUCGAAAAACUUAAAAAAAUGCUUCAGGAAAGAAGCUCAGGAGAACCUAUUAUAAUAGAAAAAAUUGUGGAAAAAGAAAAAAUUGUGGAAAGAGAAAAAAUCGUAGAAGUUGAGGCUAAAAGAAAACGUAAAAAGAGAAAAAAAGCGCCAAAGGCGAAUGUGUUAGAAUCAGAUAGUGAAGAAGAAUAUCCUGAUGAUUUUGAAUCCUCAAUGAUAAAUGACAGACAAAAUGGAAAAAGCCAAUCUUCUAUAGAUUCUGGAGAAAAUACCAUGGAAAAUGAAAUAGCAAAACACCCAAAAAAAUAUUCAAAAUCGAAGAAAAACUCUUCAGACCUUCAGAUGAAGGAUGAAGAUACUACAGAAAUUGAGGGGUCACAAAGCCCACCUAAAAGUAAGCCAAAAACUAAGUCAAGUAAAGCAGAUUUAAUAGUAAGGCAGAUUAAAUUAAAAGUCUUAAGGUCUUCUAGAUUUGAUGCCUCUACACACUUGCUACCACAGGAUUCUUGCUUUCAGGAGUAGCUCAGUUGCCUGAGCCCCUUCAACAGUAGUUAUCUCCCGGAAUCUAGGGCUUGUAUAACGUCCCUGAGUAUCAACGAACUAGGAAGACGCCUCUGUGUUGCACAUCUUGAGGAUGCUAUGGGGGAAGGUUAGCCUGAUACCUCCUCCUAUCGGCCACCUUGAGGAAGGGUGACACCCAGAAGGACAUAUUUUUUAUCAACAUCACUAUAUUAAUUAUUAGUAAGGCCAGGAAAAGGAGAAGAUAGGACAGAACUUGAAGGGCAAAAAGCCAAAGCUAAUGCUAAGAAUAGUAAAGGAGAUGUAAUUGUCCGCCAAUCCAAAGAAGAAGAAAGUGCUGAAAUUGAAGGAUCUCAAAGGCAGUUUAAAAAUAAAUCAAAAGCUAAGCCAAGUAAGGCAGAUGGAAUUAAUCUUCAAGCAAAGUAUGAAGACGCUACAGAGCUUGAAGAAUCUCAAAGCCAGCUAAAGCAUAAACCCAAAGGCAAACCUAACAGACCAGAUGUAGCCAGUAUCCAAGCAAAAGACGAAGACCCCACCUCAAAAGAAGGCUCCCCAGCACCUAAAUCCAAGCCAAAAUCUAGUACAGCCGACUUAAUUAUCUCCAAAGACCCCAAAAUUUCUAUAAAAACCAAAGAAAGCCGCAAAACCUCUGCCGAUGCGAAAUCUCCCAAACAAAGAAAGCUCACCACCUCAAUCAAAGAAGAAACCGCCGCCUUGCAGCUUGAACUCGCUCAAGAAGAUCACGGACAAAAAGAAGAAGACAUGGAAAAAAUGAUCCAAGAAAUCCAGCUCCAACUAAUCGCAGGUGGCGAGCAACUUGACAAAGCAGAAAAAGAGCGUCUCAAAGCCCAACGAGAUUUCCGAAAUAAACUGAAAAAACAAAAACAAAAGGAAAAAGCUUUAGCUGAAGAAAACAGAAAAAAAGAAGAAGAAAUGCUGAUGAAAGAAAAAGAGUAUCAGAAUUUGCAAGAAGAAGUCGACGAUUUGAGGAAAGUUAUAAUGAAAUUAAGACUGAAAUAUAAGUCAAGCUUAGCAGAAAUUGAAGAUUUGAACCAUGAGCAUGAAAUAGAAAAAGAAGGGCUUUUGGAGACUAUAAGGUCAAAGGAAAGAGAGACUGAUUUUUUGCAUAGAGUUUUUGAGUUUAUGCUGCCACCAAAUGAGCUGCAGAAGAUAAGGCAGAGGUCAAGGUGGGAUGAUGAUAAUCAUGAAUGAAAAAUACCUGCUUUUGUGAUUCAGCAAAAGCAAAUAACUUUCCCAAAGCUUCCUAAGCAGCAGCUACGAGAAAUAGUUCAAAAUGAACUCAAAACUCGUACAGUAGUUUACCAAUCUGAAGCUAAAAACCCUCAGCCAAACCCCAAAUAUGCCCAGUACGAAGAAGAGCCUAAUGAAGAUUUAAGGAACAUGAAAUUUUCUGACUGAAAUGAAGGCCAAAAUUAUGAAGAAGUCAAUGGAAAUGGAUACUCGAAUACGAAAUAUGAGAACGGGAUUGCUCAAGGGAGGUUUGAAAAUGAUGGAAGGCCUAUUACAAGUGGAGGACAUAGCAGGGACUCACAAAUUCUAAAACAGGUAAAAAAUGCUGCUUUAGAACCAAUUGAUUUAAAAUCACUUACAGGAGAAGGGAAAAGUGCAGUCCUUGGGCAAGAAAUCAGCUUGGCUUCUCCUGCUGCCAGAGGAAAAAUUGCUGCACAGCCACAAGGUAAACCUGUAUUAAAGCCUAUAGAUCAUAGGGGUAUCAGCAAAGAAAAAACCAUGCCAAGAAAGGCUAGUAAGGGGAAUUUAGCUUCUUAUUAG